Molecule: messenger RNA, 2007 nt
Organism: Heterostelium album PN500
Lineage: Eukaryota; Evosea; Eumycetozoa; Acytosteliales; Acytosteliaceae
Gene: gphn
Product: bifunctional molybdopterin adenylyltransferase MobB/molybdopterin molybdotransferase MoeA family protein
Exons: 2
Coding region: 1-2007 (668 amino acids)
Biological process (GO): Mo-molybdopterin cofactor biosynthetic process; molybdenum incorporation into molybdenum-molybdopterin complex
Cellular component (GO): cytosol; cytoplasm
Molecular function (GO): molybdopterin molybdotransferase activity
Source: RefSeq, a predicted model, not a curated record
AUGACAGAUAUUGUUCAACAACCACAAUUACAAUCAUGGGAGGUCGGUGUAUUGACUAUUAGCGAUAGAGUUAGUAGACAACAAGCAAUCGAUCAAUCGGGACCAGAGUUGAUAAAGAUCAUCAAAGAGCAACUCAAGGUGAUCUUGGAGUCACAGUUGAAUAUCACUCUGAAGCUAUCGGUCAUCUACAAGGUGGUGCCCGACGACAUCGAUGCCAUUCGCUCGAUCGUAUCGCAAUGGAUCGCCAAGGACUUCAGAAUGAUCAUUACCACGGGCGGAACGGGAUUUUCACCACGUGACCAAACACCCGAGGCAAUCGAACCGUUGAUCAAGAAGAAGACACCGGGUAUCGUUGUUGCAAUGCUAAAGAGCAGUCUUGACAUCACUGCACACGCAAUGCUUAGCAGACCGGUUGCCGGUAUCACCGAUAUGUCACUGAUCUUCACGCUGCCAGGCAGUGUCAAGGCGGUGCGUGAGAACUUCAUCACCAUUAUGCCUGCACUUCCACAUGCACUGGCACUCAUAGCAAGUGACCAAAAAGCAUCGUUACCAGAGAGUCACCAAUCAAAAGAUAUAAACAAACAACCAACUUCAUUCUCUUCUGAUGAUUCAUCAAAGUUUGGUGUUAGUCAUACUCAAGGUGGUCAUGGACAUAGUCAUGGUGGACAUAGUCACGGACAUAGUCAUAGCCAUGGUCAUCAUACAUGUGGAGGAAAUAAAGAUAGUGUAAGAGGAUCAAAGUAUCCAAUGAUUGACGUCGAUAAAGCUGUCAGUAUCAUUCUGGAGCAAUGUAAGGAUAUAAAGACAGUGGAGUCAGUUCCCAUUGCUGAAUCGUUGGGUAUGGCAUGCGCAACCUCUGUAGAAUCAGUCGAACCAUUCCCUCCAUUUAGAGCAUCUAUUAAAGACGGCUAUGCAGUACGUUCUGUAGAUGGUGUCGGUCAGUAUGUUGUGCUGGGUAGUUCGUUGGCUGGUGGUGGCGAUGCACAUCGUCUUACCGAACAACAACUGAAAGCAGAGAGAAGCUGUGUGCGUAUUACAACCGGUGCAAUGAUGCCAGAGGGUUAUGAUGCCGUUGUAAUGGUAGAAGAUACACAGAUCAUUACUAAAGCCACAGAAUCACAAUUGGAGGUGAUAAAUGUAGAUGUUGCAGUUGCAGUUGGUCAAGACAUUCGUGCAGUUGGCAGUGACAUCAAAGCUGGAACAACCGUACUCAACAAAGGUGACAAGAUUGGUGCUGCUGAAAUUGGAUUACUAGCUACACUAGGAGUAACUACUAUUUCUGUUUUUAAACCACCAAAGAUUACAAUCAUUUCAACUGGAGAUGAAUUGAUGCCACAUGAUACAAAGGAAGUAAAGGAAGGAUUCAUAAGAGAUUCUAAUUCUUUGACAUUGUCCUCGAUUGUUAAGGAAGCCAGUCAACAUUUUGGUGAGGUUGGUGCUCAAACCGUAAAGAACUAUGGAAUUGUUAAGGAUGAAUUGGAACCAUUAAAAGAAGCUUUGGUAAAGUCUGCAGAGUGUUCCGAUGUCAUUAUUACUAGUGGCGGUGUGUCUAUGGGUGAACUUGAUCUAGUGAAACCAUUGUUGGAGAAACUCGGUAAAGUUCAUUUCGGACGUGUAAAUAUGAAACCAGGUAAACCUUUGACUUUUGCCACCAUUGAGAACGGCCAGACUGGAAAGAAGACUUUGGUUUUCGCAUUGCCAGGCAAUCCUGUUAGCACAAUGGUUACAUUCUAUCUCUUUGUAUUGCCAGCACUCCGUCAGAUGUCAGGACAUUCACAGAUCAACUUGCCACUGGUCGAAACCAAGCUUGGCGAACGUGUAAGAAUGGAUCCAGAGAGACCUGAAUAUCACCGUUGUUUUAUCAGUUGGGAUUUCAACCAAAGCUGCUUUGUCUCGCAAAGCACUGGAUCUCAAGCAUCAUGUCGUUUACUCAGUAUGAAGAAAUCAAAUGCAUUACUUAUACUACCAAAAAAAGAAGGUUUACGUUCGAAAAAGGAACAUCUUUAA